Messenger RNA from Eucalyptus grandis, 928 nucleotides. Its product is annotated as cold-regulated 413 plasma membrane protein 4. The transcript is spliced from 4 exons. The record is from RefSeq and is a predicted model, not a curated record. Gene Ontology annotation, cellular component: membrane. NCBI's taxonomy places the organism in Eukaryota, Viridiplantae, Streptophyta, Magnoliopsida, Myrtales, Myrtaceae. The coding region runs from base 252 to 737 and encodes 161 amino acids.
AGGAAAUGGGUACGAGGAACAAUCUCGCUGGAGCUCGGUCUCAGCCUCUCAGGCCUCGACCAGUGUCUGGGACCCGCCGAUCCGCAUAUUCUUCUCUUCCCAUCUUUCGUCCUCGUGGAGUAAAGAGUAAAGAACAGAAGAAAGAAGUUCGCUGAUUUCGGACGCAAUCAGAAUUCAAGAAUCGGUUGAACCCGUAAUUAUCGUUGACCGAAGUGGCUGUUGCAGCUGCGACAGCAGCUGCUUCGACGCCGAUGGACGGCGAGAUUGGAUCGAGCAGCGGAACUCUCGCCACCUUCCAGUGGGGCGGCGCGAUCUCCGCCAUAUUCUUGUUGAUCAUGAAUCGAACUGGGAGGAAAUCAUCCAUGCAAACUACUGCUCUUGUGUUGUAUCUAUUCACAAGUUUUCCCACUGUGCUCUUCAAAAUUCUUAGGGGAGAGUUUGGUUGUUGGGUUGCUUUUCUCGCCGUCGUAGGAAACCUCUUCUUUCCUCAAAUCUUCACAGUUUCUCGUUUUAUCUUAUUUGUCGUAACUCCUGACUGGAUCGCCAAUGGACUCCGUGAAAGCAUGGCAGGCGGCAUAUUUUGUCUAGUUUUAGGAAUUAUUCUGGUCGUAAAUGAGUUUAGGGGCAUGGGCGGGCUCGCUGAUUGGCAUUGCAAUUGCCAUUGCUUCGGUUAUUGUCUUGGGGUGGGCUUUCUCUUUUUCUUUACAAUAUAUUACCUGUGUAAAGGUACUUGGUAGGCUGUGUGCUUCGAACGAGAUGGCGGCCUCGCACAUUUUGAUCCAAAUCAUGCUUGCUCUAGCUUUUUGAUUUCGCAGUGAAGUUGAUGCUGAGCAUUCACCCUGGUACUAAACUUGUUUUACUUUAUUCAAGUGGUAUUCGAGACCACUUACAGAGCAAGAAACCCGGAGGAUCCGGGUUCUUUAUGUGA